CGACAAGCGUCCCUCCUUUGAACCUUGGCAUAAACAAUGCACAAGAUGUGACUACAACGAUUACUUAACAACAGAAGAUGUUAACGACAUUGUACAGUGAACAAACUGCAAACUCGGGCACAUGAGGACUGUGUACUGGCAGACAGCAAGGUGGGAAAGAAGAAGUCAAGUGAGAAACAACGCCAGAAACUACUGGAGUCAUACUGCUGCUUGUAUUGUACUUCGAUGGGGACUAACCUUAAGCCGAGAGAGGAAGUUAAGAGUACAGGCGAUGUGAAGGAGUUUGCAGGAGAUACCAUCGAACGAGCAGUUUCAGCAGACCUCCCGGACCUGGGGAAAUGUCAACUUCAACAACCGAAGAGCAGUGGAGCGCUCUCAUCUUCCAAAAGGUGGAAGCGUGUGGUGACGAUAACUGAAUCAGGUGUGAAGAGAAGGGGAGUGGUAUGCGUGGGAAUUGGUCUUUGUAGUGGGAGGCAUAUAUAAAUGAGGGAGAUGGAGAAGUAGACGUUAGAGCUAGUGUUGAAUAGAUACAUUAUGGGGUAGAUUAUGACAACUCGUUCCGUAGUUCACCCUAUCACCGUCGCUUCUCUUUUUACCUUACAGUGUGUCAUAAUAGCCUUAACGGCAUAUUUAAAACGGCACCGCUCAUUUCAAUUGAAAUGCGGCCAAAAGCGCAGUGAAACGCCUGGUGCGGGUGCCGGGUGAGGGUGCGUCGUGUCGCGCGGGUGCGUCGUAGAAUUCAGGACUCCCUGCGCGGGCCGAGGCGACGGGCGGUGCGGGAGUGGAGUUA
Saitoella complicata NRRL Y-17804 is the source of this 790-nucleotide messenger RNA. RefSeq lists its product as uncharacterized. Lineage: Eukaryota; Fungi; Ascomycota; Saitoellomycetes; Saitoellales; Saitoellaceae. Bases 226 to 483 code for a protein of 85 amino acids. The transcript has a single exon. The record is from RefSeq and is a predicted model, not a curated record.